This is a messenger RNA of Drosophila miranda, 783 nucleotides long. Its product is annotated as OTU domain-containing protein 1-like. Bases 94 to 699 code for a protein of 201 amino acids. The transcript has 2 exons. The record is from RefSeq and is a predicted model, not a curated record. NCBI's taxonomy places the organism in Eukaryota, Metazoa, Arthropoda, Insecta, Diptera, Drosophilidae.
GAAGUUUGCGUCUGUUUAAAAUUCAAAAUACUUGUAUUUCAUCAUUUCAUUUUACUCAAAAAUUUUAAGUUCCAGCGAAAAUUAUUCCAGGUUAUGCAUUACAUGGUGGUCCCCGGGUCUUCUAAACAUCAAAGGCGCACUUCCCCGGUAGGGGACGAAAGUGGCCGGGAGCUACUCACCACUCAACUAAAUGAAGCCCGAUACAGCAGAAAUAGCGGCAGAAGCACGAACAUCAUGCCGUUAGAAAUGCUGAACGUCCAGGGAGUGUGGGUGCCCCACCAUGUGGUGCCAAUCGUAGGCGAUGGAGCCUGCCUGUUCCGGGCACUCUCUUUUCUGAUCUUCAACACCCAGGACCAGGCCCGGACGGUGCGGCAGCAGAUAGUCCAUCUUGUGACAAGUGAGUGGCAGACAUUCAGCAUCCUAUCGCACGAUUCACGUGGCGAUAACUAUCGUAGUGCCGCUGCCUAUUCAGCCGAGAUGUCACAGCCCUACACCUACGGCAGCCUUUGCGAGCUGAUGGCCGCCGGUAUCAUAUACCACUUCCGCUUUGAGGUCUAUCGCAACGGAAUUCUUUACACGAGUACCGGCAGUCUCGAUCUUCCAGUACGCAGACUAAGAUUCAGGGACAAUCUGUCAGCCGGGCACUUCGAUGCCUACGUACCCAUGGUCAGAGGUGGUAGACGGGCAUCUGCCAUCUGACUGGAUGGAUUUCAUCAAUACAAUGAAAUUACAAGUUCUAAAUGUUAUCUAGGAUAAAAUUAAAAGGAAAGCAGAGUACCAUCA